This is a messenger RNA of Exserohilum turcica Et28A, 3003 nucleotides long. RefSeq lists its product as uncharacterized. The record is from RefSeq and is a predicted model, not a curated record. Lineage: Eukaryota; Fungi; Ascomycota; Dothideomycetes; Pleosporales; Pleosporaceae. Gene Ontology annotation, molecular function: phosphorelay sensor kinase activity. The coding region runs from base 1 to 3003 and encodes 1000 amino acids. Gene Ontology annotation, biological process: phosphorelay signal transduction system. The transcript has 3 exons.
AUGCAGUCUGCGCGCGGCCAGCGUGCUGCCUUCUUCCCAAAGGCUGAUGCAGCCGUCCUGACGUCCAGACAUGCUGCCCCCGUCCUAGCCGACCGUCCCACUGCCACCGCCCCCAUUCUUGACCCCGAGCAUGCUGACGCUCCCCUGGAUGCGUGGACGGUGGAGGACCUCGAGGCCGUGUAUCCAGCCAAAACCGACAGCUGUGCCCCUGCGCCCAUUCCCACAAAGGCACAAUGUCCUCGUCACUGCCAGACCGACCGCUACCUUUUCCCCGUGCUGGCGCCCAACGAGAGGCUGCGGCUGACCAUGCUCUUCUACUACACCCGCGGCUUGCUCGAGGACGAAGAGCUCAUGUCCCGGCUGCAGGAAAAGGUACUUGUAGCCCAUGAGACGGUAGGAUGGGAGUUUGUCAUUGCUGGCCUCUUGAACCACAACACCUACACGCGCCUGGUUACCGUCAAUCUUCCGCUCGCAGUCUUGCCGCGCCGCGAAAGCACCUGUGCCCAUACAAUCAACCAGACGCCUGAUAGCAUAUUUGCCUUGCAAAACAUGGUUAAUGACUGGCGCUUCGAAAAGUCGCCUCAUGUCGAGGUCGGAGGAUUACGGGCGUAUGCAGGUGUGCCAUUGAAGUUUGAAACCGAAUUCGGGCAGCACGUGGCUUUUGGCUCUCUCUGCGUUGCCUCGAAUUCGCCAGAAGAGCUGCUCUGCCCAACCGUCCAGCAGUCCCUUAUCCGUCUUGCCGAUUUUAUCGUCGCAGACAUAGUCCACAGCGCCAGGGCUAGACGUCAAAAGGAGAGAAGGCGGAUGCUGGAGCUGCUCUGCGACGCUCAACGGCAUUGUGACGAGCACGCUAACAUGGAGGAAGAAAUUCCAAAGAUGCUCCAGCAAACCUAUCCAGGUAUGGAGGUACACAUCAUCCAAACCAUGGAUGGCCGCAUCGUACUUGAGGGCGGUACAGUCAUUCCUACCUGCGAACUCGAGCAGGGUCUUUGGGAAGACACGGAUUACUUUGAUUACGCCGUAAACAAGCUGAAUCACCUGGAUCUGACAGCGACUCGGGCUGUACGUGCGAUUGCAGCUCAAUGCGCCAGCCAACGUAUUCCAACAUUCCUGGUUGUAAGCUGCAAUGACUUGAAAAUCAUCUUUGACGAUGUCGAUUCCUGGUUCGUACAAACUUGCGCUAUGGUCUUAUGUCGCUACUGGCAAAAUCGAGCACUGCAAGAGGCUCUUGCAACCAAGGAGUCUUUCUUGCGCGGCAUCACCCAUGAACUGCGAACGCCAAUACACGGCAUUCUCGGCUCGGCCGAACUCCUGACGGAAGUGCUCAAAACACGGACCGUAAUCCCGGAAAUUACAAACCGAGAAACAGAGCAGUUGGACCUCUAUACCUACGUUCAGACAAUUAAGACUUCAGCAAGGGAGCUCAUCUCAACGGUAAACAGCCUAAUCAAGUUGAACCAAUGGGCCGACAUUGCUCAAGCCGAACGAGUCAUGUCGCUACAUAGCAUUGCCGAAAUUGAAACUGCCCUGCUCCACGAGGUCCUGAUGGGGUUGUCCGAUGAUUUAUCCGUUCGGCCGUCCAUCAUAAUUUCGAAUUGCCUCCCACCUCAUUGCGACAUGCUGGUGAUAGACAUGCGGAUUUUCCUCGACUGCAUCCAACCACUUGUAGUUUAUGCUGCCCAACAAUCGGCUGGCGGGGUUGUAGCAGUAAAUUUGACCGUCACAGAGGAUCUUCAGUUUCUGUUCGUCGACGUCUAUCAAAGCGGGUGCAAUAUGGUCAAGUCUCCCGGCUCGACUCUAAGCGAUGUUGAUGGUAAAGACGGACUCAGCACCAUGGAAUCUGCUUUGGGUCUAACUGUAGCUUGCAAGGCAGCGACGCUUUUGGACGGGCAGGUAGCAUUGCUGUCUUCCAAGCAUGAUUCGGCAUCAUACGUAAGGGCUACGUUCAACGAUCCAAUUUUUGCCAGCUCGAUUUCAACGCGUCGUGCCUUGAAAGAUAAGCCGGUCCAAACACCACAGACGUUCCAUCGUCUCAUAUCCGAUUCGCCAACAUCCUCAUUAUCACACCACUUUGGUCUUUGGCUUUCAAAUACCGGUUGGCAGGAAUGCAAGGAAAAGGCCGGUAGCCUUGUUAUCCUGGACUACUCUCACGAUCUUCCUCAAUUCUGCAAGCAAUUGGCCAGUGUCGGUAGCGAGCAAGUGGUCAUUUGUCUCGUUCCUGAACAUGCAAGUUUUGUUGAUUUUCAAAACAAACGACUCAGAAGACAGGACAACGCAGUUUACAUCCAAGGGCCCUUCUUGACAGACCAGAUGGUACAAGCAAUGGAGCUAGUUACCGCAAUGUUGGUUGAAUUUGGCACAUCCAUCAUGCAGUCAGGAGGCCACAUAAGCGCCACGGACCCUACCUGUCUGUCGGUCCCUCAAAAAACGGCCAUUCUGCCCAUAAGUUUAGUGGAGGAAGCUUCAAUAUCCGCUGAAAAGUUGCGAUCAGAACUCACAGAAUCCUUGCAGAGCCUCACGAUACAACCCAAGCCCUCCUUACCUGGUGGGAAACCAGGAGUAGUUUCGAAAAAGCCCAUGACCCUGCUUGUUGACGACAACAAUGUCAACCUGCGCUUGCUGGAGAUGUACUGCGACCGUCGUGGCAUUCCAUAUCGGACGGCAAAAGAUGGGCGAGAAGCUGUAAAAAUCUUCUCCGAAGCACUUGUCCCCAAAUAUGACACUCUUUUGCAACAGCAAGUAACUACACAGGCAUUCGAUCUAAUUCUCAUGGACCUACAAAUGCCCGAAUGCGACGGUAUAGAGGCAACUCGAGAGAUCCGGAAACUGGAAGAGGAGCAAGGUUGGCAAAAGAGCGUCUUGUUCAUUGUCACUGGGCAAGAUUCUGCAACUGAUCGCAAAAAUGCUCAGGAGGCAGGUGCGGAUGAGUUUCUGACUAAGCCAGUAGGACCAAAGGUGCUUGACCAAUGGGUUAAGAAAUGGUAUCCGGAAGCGGGAAUUUAA